Oxyura jamaicensis (ruddy duck) is the source of this 2534-nucleotide messenger RNA. RefSeq names its product fibroblast growth factor receptor like 1 (gene FGFRL1). Gene Ontology annotation, cellular component: plasma membrane. NCBI's taxonomy places the organism in Eukaryota, Metazoa, Chordata, Aves, Anseriformes, Anatidae. Bases 344 to 1867 code for a protein of 507 amino acids. The transcript is spliced from 7 exons. The record is from RefSeq and is a predicted model, not a curated record. Gene Ontology annotation, molecular function: fibroblast growth factor binding; fibroblast growth factor receptor activity.
GAGAGGGACGAGGAGAGCUGGUAGAGAAGUUCUGGGUCCCCAGCACGGAGCGGGGCUGGGGGCUCCGAGGCGGCCGCACGAAGUUUGCCGGGUGCCGAUGGGCGAGGAAGCGUUCCUCCUCCUCCCCUCCGCCCGGGCUCCUCUGCAAAUUGGUAACCUGGAAUUGUGUUUUAUGGCCACUCGCUAGCGUUUUGUUUGCCUUCCGGACUGGCUCCGUGCGGGAUAUCAGCGAAUUAUGCACUAACUGUGAGCUUAGAGCAGCGUGCUGGCCCCGCUGGGUUCUUGAUUUAUAUCAGGCUGAAGCAGAGAGGAGGGCAAAGUUUUGCUCGCCGAACGCCGAGGAAUGAAUUACAAGUCUGAGAGGACGGUAUCCCGCACGACCCGGAGGGGUCUGGCUUUCACCAUGGACUUGCAGCUCGCGCUCCUGUUUGCGGGGAUAAUUGCGUUUUCGGACUCGGCCAGAGGCCCCCCAAGGAUUGCCGAUAAAGUGAUCCACCGCCAGUCCGUGAGGCUAGGGAGGACCAUCAAGCUCCUGUGCCCGGUGGAAGGCGACCCUCCGCCUCUCACCAUGUGGAUGAAGGACGGGCGCACGAUCCACAGCGGCUGGACGAGGUUCCGAAUCCUUCAGCAAGGGCUGAAAAUCAAGGAGGUGGAGAGCGAGGACGCGGGAACCUACAUUUGCAAAGCCACGAAUGGCUUCGGCAGCACCAAUGUGAACUACACCCUCAUCGUGAUCGAUGACACCAGCUCAGGAAAGAACAGCCAGGUACCUGAAGGUUCGAAUGGAGAAUAUGAAGAUCAUUCGGGGAAGCAAUGGGCCCAGCCCAGGUUCACGCAGCCUGCCAAGAUGAGACGGAGAGUGAUCGCCCGUCCUGUCGGCAGCUCCAUCCGCCUAAAGUGCGUGGCCAGUGGGAACCCACGGCCUGACAUCACGUGGCUGAAGGACAAUAAGCCCCUCACGCCCCAGGAGAUUGGGGAGAACAAGAAGAAGAAGUGGACGCUGAACCUGAAGAACCUGAAGCCAGAGGACAGCGGGAAAUACACCUGCCGAGUGUUUAACAAAGUUGGAGAAAUCAAUGCAACAUACAAAGUUGAAGUAAUCCAGAGGACGAGGUCCAAGCCCAUCCUGACAGGGACGCACCCGGUCAACACCACGGUAGACUACGGCGGGACCACAUCCUUCCAGUGCAAAGUCCGCAGCGAUGUCAAACCCGUCAUCCAGUGGCUGAAGAGGGUGGAGUACGGCACAGAGAGCAAGUACAACUCCACCAUCGACGUUGGGGGACAGAAGUUUGUUGUGCUGCCCACAGGGGAGGUCUGGUCCCGUCCCGACGGUUCCUACCUGAACAAACUGAUGAUUACUCGAGCCAAGGAGGAGGACGCGGGGAUGUACAUUUGCUUAGGGGCAAACACCAUGGGCUACAGUUUUCGCAGCGCUUUCCUCACAGUUCUGCCAGAUCCCAAGCCUCCAAGUGCACCUGUGCCCCCCUCCUCAGCCAGCAGCCUUCCCUGGCCCGUGAUCAUCGGCAUCCCCGCCGGAGCCGUCUUCAUCUUUGGGACAAUCCUCCUGUGGCUUUGCCAGACCAAGAAAAAACCCUGCUCCCCACCAGCUGCUGCCCCCGUACACCGGCCGCAGCCCCGGGACAGGAUCUGCGUCUCCCAGGUCCCUGACAAAGACUGCAUCUCCUCCAUAAACUAUGAGGAAUACGUCGCCCAGCAGCAGCAUUUACUGUCCCAAGGGCCUGCACUCGCCCCAGCCAUGGCAUCCAAAAUGUACCCAAAGAUUUACACGGACAUCCACACCCACACUCACUCACACGUGGAAGGCAAAGUCCAUCAGCACCAGCACAUUCAGUACCAGUGCUAAGAGGGUGGCCGUGUACAGUAGCUCGUUUGGGCUUUUCCCCCUGGUACCUCAGAAGAGACUGCUCAGAGUCAGCUCACACUGCCAGCAAUAGGCAAAGCAGACAGAAAAGAUUAUAUAUAUAAUUUUAAAUAUAUAUAUACAUAUAUAUAUAAUUGUAUAUGCGUGUGUAUGUGUGUAUAUAUAUAUGUGUAUAUAUCUAUAUCUAUCUAUAUAAAUAUAUAUAUAAUAGAGAAAGACAGAGAGAGAAAAGAGAUUUUUUUUUAUUAUUGCAAUCAGGAUGUAGCCAAGGAAUAAUGAAGGAACUCCAAAUCUCAGCAGCUAGGCAGCCAUCCCCACCAGUGGAGCCUUCCUGGAUUUUUUAAUCAAGGUGCCGGCAAGUAAGACAGGAUGCAGGGAUAUGAACCACCACCUCCUUCCUCAUGUAGCUAAAAGGAACAAGAAAAGGCAACCGUGGUGCUUUUCCAAGUGGGCAGCCCUGUUCCCCUGGCACAUCACUUGUUUUGGUGGUAAGCCCCCAAACCUGUCCCACUCAGGAGCACAAGGGAAAGCCUUUUCCCUCCGACUGACUCGAGCGCUAAAGUACCUGAGGUUUAGUGCCAAAGCAUGAGGAGACAUGACCAAUUCACCUCUUCCAGGGGAAAAAAAAAACACAAGAGAGUCUGGAAAA